Molecule: messenger RNA, 276 nt
Organism: Aphanomyces invadans
Lineage: Eukaryota; Oomycota; Saprolegniomycetes; Saprolegniales; Verrucalvaceae
Exons: 2
Coding region: 1-276 (91 amino acids)
Cellular component (GO): catalytic step 2 spliceosome
Molecular function (GO): RNA binding; protein binding
Source: RefSeq, a predicted model, not a curated record
AUGAGGAAGGCCCGCGGUGCUAUGCCGUGUGCUGACGAUCGAAUAUACGUCGACGCGACGUUCCCUGAUUGGAGUCCAGACAUAAGGCACAUUGGGAGCGGCAGUGCCGACCGGUAUGUGUACAUUUGGGACGCCGACACCGGUGCCCUCCGGUACCAUCUCCCGGGGCAUGCGGGAAGUGUGAACGAAGUCGCGUUCCAUCCAAACCCGGCCGAGCCGAUCGUAGGGUCGUGCGGCAGCGACAAGAACAUUUACUUUGGAGAACUGCUUGAAUAA